Messenger RNA from Neohortaea acidophila, 1083 nucleotides. RefSeq lists its product as uncharacterized. The coding region runs from base 203 to 1030 and encodes 275 amino acids. The record is from RefSeq and is a predicted model, not a curated record. NCBI's taxonomy places the organism in Eukaryota, Fungi, Ascomycota, Dothideomycetes, Mycosphaerellales, Teratosphaeriaceae. The transcript has a single exon.
AAUACACUUUCAAAAGAAUUGAUACCUCCCCUUGGACUCUGGCAGGACUCAUGUAAUUGGAAACUAAACGCUCGGUGCCAUAUGGUCUUCGGGCUCCAUUUCAUGAUGAAGCAUGACACACCCACCGUAACAAGGAGAACCCUUGACCGUUCAGCAGUAACAAACACUGCCAAUCAAAUCACAUCGUGACCCAAUUCCCAACAUGGACAUCGAAAACCUUUCAGAUGUGCAGCGAGUUUUCGCCGUCUCCGAACUCCUCGAGCACAUCCUCCUGAACCUCCCCAGCCAGCUCCUCUCCAUCUUAGAUAACGAAGACCCCCGCUCAGUACGAGUGUACAACAACGCCCGCAUCCUCAGCCACCUGCUCCGCCUAACCGAAGUCAACCGACAAUGGCACCAAUGCAUCCACGGCUCCAAACGUCUCCAACGCGCUCUUUUCCUCCAAGCCGAUUCGAAACCCGGCCGCCCCUCCGUCACCUCCUCUCCUGCCUUCUCCCGCCGGCGGAAACUCAUCGCCCCUACGCUCAGCCUCACUAUUCCCUGGUUCCCACAACUCAACCCAAUCAUCCAAAGCACCUUUCCCUCUUACCACUUCCGCUUCUGGCGUUCAACUCUGCCCCUGGUCCUGGAAGCUCAGCCGGGUGGACACAUGUACUCCUUCGAGGAACCGAAAGGCCAGGGGCUGGAUUGCUUCGCGCUCAUGAUUUUCCGCUGCGAUGUGCCGGCCAUCAAGCUGCGCGCCAUCACCGGGCAGGGCCGGAGCAUCUCGAAGAUGCAACUUUCGAAACCUCCGUGUGUGGCGCUGCAGUGCAGCAUUUGGGACGAGCGAGACGAGACGAGGGACUACGUGGGCUUGACGAAAAGUCUCGCCCCGUCGGUCAUUCGGUCUGACGAGGGUGUCACGCUUGGGAUGGUGCACGAGGCGGCGAGCAAGUGUUUCGACGAGUACCGCGAUGUGAGCUGCAUCAAGUUUACGACGUCGACGCCGUUGGGCGGGUGGUUUGAACUGGCGAGCAAUAUUACGAAUUAGGAGCGGCCACUGUCGUUGGUUAUGAUUAAUGUUGAAUUCACGAAGUAUCAAAC